CACUAUCAGAGCUGACGCAUAAACCAGGCGCUCGGGUGAAACGCUGUGGCCAUUUCCCUCUCUGCCACCUGCAACCUCACGCCAAACCGAGGGGACGCAACCAAGACCUGGUACCUGCGAAUAUGGGCCGCCAAGUGUGAACGGAGGAUUGACUUUUUCUCACUUGCUAUGACUCUCAGCGAAGAGGAGGUUUGCCAAAUGUGAGCCAGAAUCUACAAACAACAAAGCAGAGAGACAAAGAACCAGAGCUGAGGAGACUCACGGAGCAACAGAAUAUCUGCCAACUCUACCACUCAAAUUGAAGGGACAUCAAUGAACGUUUUGAGGACAUAAACCUCACAUCCGUGACAGAAUGCUUUAAAGACAGUGACUCAUAUCGCGCUCCUUCACCAGAGAUAAGAGGCUCUUACUGAGGCGAUCCCGCAACAAAAGAAACUCAUUCAAACCACAGAGAGGGUGACUUCGUCAUGGAUAUUUUUGGAGGUGCUCCUCGUGUUUUGGGCUACCCACGCCCUGUGGUGGCACAUUGUGGCUCAGACACCACACUGAGGUGCCAAAUUGGUGGGGACCCUCGUCCCGAUGUGAUCUGGGAGCGUAAAAACAUCCAGAUUGUGUCUGAUGGACACUGCAAGCUCUCCGAGGAUGGAAAAGCGUACCUGCUGACCAUUACUGGAGUAACUCUGCAGGAUGCUGGCCAGUACAUUUGCAAGGCCAAAAAUAGCAUAGGUGAAACUUAUGCUGCAGCCUCACUCAAAGUGGAAGGAGAGGCCCAGCCACAGGAAGGGGGGCAAACGCAAUUAGGAGUCAAUGGUAUGCAGCAACCACUGAGAGAAAAUGGAGAAUUUGAAGGACACCAGAAUGGCUACUGCACAGGGGAAAAUGGUGAACACAAGAAAGAAAAUGGAGAGGAGCUGAAGUUAAGUGAAAAACGAGAGGAGGUUGAUUUAGUGUCUGAUGACAAACCUCGAUUCCUCAUCAAGCCCCUCUCUUUGCGCGUGGAUCGGGGAGAAGAUGCUGCCUUCUCCUGCAAAAUCUGGGGCACUCUGCCUGAGGUGACGUGGGAGAAAGACGGGAAGAAGCUCAGUGACAUCUUCGAGAGUGCACACUUCAGCGUCAGCAAUCAAGAUGGCGGCUGGUUCCAGCUCAAGAUCUACAGGACGCGCAUGCCAGACAAAGGUGUCUACACCUGCAGGGCCGUCAACAGCCACGGCCAGGCCUUGGCUGGCGCCGUCCUUCUUGUCGAGCCCGUACCGGAACGAGAGGAGGGUAAAAUGUCCUCAAACGGUCACGCUAACAGUCAGUGGUCGCUGAAGCACAGGGGCGGGAGGCUCAGUUUGUUGAGGGUCAUAGAGGAGCCGCCUGUCAGAGCCUCUAAAGCCAAGAAGUUUGCAGUGGCCGAGGGGAAGCACGCCAAGUUCCGCUGCUUUGUGACAGGGAAGCCCAAGCCAGAGAUCAUUUGGAAGAAAGACGGGGUUCCCCUAGAACCCGGGAGACGUCAUCUGAUAUUUGAGGACCGAGAGGGUUACUACACGCUGAAGGUUCUGUACUGUAAAGUGCAAGAUACGGGACUGUAUGUGUGUGCAGCAUCAAACGCUCUUGGAAACACCCUCAGUGCUGUUCACCUGUCCGUCAAAGGCCCAGCGGUGCGCUUCAGGCGUCCAUUAAAAGAUGUAGAGGUGAGGGAGAGGGACGUCGCCGUGCUGGAGUGUGAGGUGCCCGAUGAAUCGCUCCCAUCUGCCUGGUACCUGGAGGACCAGCGGCUGAUGCCCAGCAGUAAAUACGGGAUGGAGCAGAAAGGAGCCACACGGACACUGACCGUCCAUGAUGUUGGGACGGACGACGAUGGAGUGUAUCUCUGCGAGAUGCCAGAUGGAGCAAAGAGCAUUGCAGAGCUGUCAGUUAAAGGGACUAUUGUUCGUAAACUUCAGCGGAAGUUGGAGGUCCUGGAGGGUGAGAACGCGACGUUCUGUGUGGAGGUGGACAGCGACGACAUGGAGAUCCACUGGUUCAAAGACGGUUUGAAGCUGCACGAGUCUCAUCACACGAUCCUCAAGUCUUUCGGCAAAACUCACAUUCUGGUUUUUGUCAACGUGGCCUAUCAAGACUCGGGGGUAGUCACCUUUGUCGCAGGAAGUUCCAAGACCUCAUCGCGUCUCAAAGUCAAAGCCACAAGACAUUGCCCUCCUAUCUGCCCUGUGGAAGUGAAAAUGGAUGUGGACCGACCCAACAGCACCCUGCUCACCUGGGUUCCUGCCCCCAACAGCCAGACCUCCACCCGAUCCAUCUUUGUCGUGGAGAGACAGGAAGUGGGCUCCCAAGAGUGGCAGAAGUGUUUCACCUCAGACGACACCACCUCAGCCGAGAUCACCAGCGACAGCGUGCCGUGCGAAGGCGACUACCGGUUCCGUGUCUGUUGCAUCAAUAAGUAUGGGCGAAGCGGCCAUGUGGAGUUUCCCAAAGCUGUCCACCUGGUUCCUGGACCAAAGAUCUGCUGCAGGCUCAAAGGCUGUGAGGUUGUGGAAGGAGAAGACGCUCCCUUCUCCAUCGAAUUGUCCGUCCCGAUGGUUGGAACCUGGUUUCUGAACAGCACUCAACUGCAGCACGGCGGACGAUACUCAAUACAACAGUCCCAAACACAGCACUCACUGGUUAUCCGUGAAACUAGCACAACAGAGGACACAGCAGAAGUCACGUUCAUAGCCAAUGGAGUCAGGGAUUCAGCUGUGCUCGAGGUUAAACCUGCGGUGAUGAAAUUCAGUCCUCUGUCAGACUUCGACAGCAACAAGAGGGUGGACAUUAGUGACCCCAUUGUUCUCUACUGCGAAGUCUCCCACCCCCUCGCUAAAGUAACCUGGUUCAAAGAUGGCAUUGAGCUGCAGGUGACCGAUGGCCUCAACAUCCAGUCAGAUGGGAACAUGAGGAGGAUUGUGAUUCAAUCAGCUGAUGCAUCUCACUCUGGAGUUUAUUCAUGUGAAAGUUCAGGAGAUGUCAUCAAAUUCAACGUGGACGUUGCAGGUCGCGCGGUGGAGUUCAAGCCGGUCUCAGAGGAGGAGCUCCAUAAGAGCGGCAUGGAGCUGGACCCCGUGGUGCUGCUCUGCCAUGUCUCCACAGACGAUGCCGAAGUUGUGUGGUAUAAGGACGGCUGUGAGAUCCAGCCCACUGACAACAUCACGCUGCAGGCAGAGGGAAGCCUGAGGAGGCUGAUCAUCCGCUCUGCUGACACCUCAGAUGCUGGCAGCUACACUUGCCAGGCAGGAAACAAUAGCAUGGAGUUCACCGUCAAUGUCAGAGAGCCUCCAGUGAUGAUUGUGGAACCUAAGGAUGAUAUUGUGAUGGAGAGCUAUAUCUCAGAGGAGAUCCACCUGCAGUGCGAGUUGUCUCGUUCCAUUGGGAAGGUGCGGUGGUUGAAGGAAGGCCAGGAGGUGGAGGAAGGGGACAACAUCCAGCUGAUAUGUGAGGGUCCUUACAGGAGGCUGACCAUCCUCAGCGGCUCGGUGGAGGACGGUGGAGAGUAUGUCUGUGAAACAGAUGGAGACUCUGUCUUUUUCCAGCUUAGUGUCAAGGAGCCGCUGGUAAGAAUCGUUUCCCCCAGUGAAUCAGAGCUGGAACUGACUCAUUUGGCCUCCGAGAGGCUGGAGCUCACCUGUGAGAUCUCCCAGGCGGACGCCCCAGUCUGGUGGUACAGAGACGGCCUGGAGGUCGAGGAGAGUCAGAACUUGAUCCUGGAGGUGGAUGGGGCCCGACGCCGGCUGAUUAUACCCAUAACCACUGUGGACGACACAGGGGAGUAUGUAUGUGACACUGAAAAUGACUCUGUGGCCUUCCUGGUCACUAUUGCAGAGCCACUAGUGACGCUUACUCGUCCCAAAAACACGCCGGACACACUGGAGAGUUUUCCCGGCGAACCGAUCGUGCUGGAGAUCGAAGUGUCCCGGUUCAGCGCUGAAGUCGUGUGGUGGCUGAAUGGCAGAGAAGUAGAGGAGAGCAGUAACGUCUCCAUCACAGAGGACGGGCUCGUCCAUCGUCUGACCAUCCACUGUCCCACCCCAGAGGAUUCUGGGAAAUACACCUGUGACGCUGUUGAUGACAAAAUUGAUUUCCAGGUCAAAGUUUCAGAGCCUCCUGUGAAGAUCCUGAGAAAGACAGAGAUUAAGACACAUCUUAAAUCCAUGAUUUCUGAUGAGAUCGUGCUGGAGUGUGAGCUCUCCAGAGCCGAUGCCGUCACCAAAUGGUACAAAGGUAACUGUCGCGUUGGGGGCGAUGAAAGGUUCUGCGAAGAGGAAGAAGGUGCUUUCCGCUCAUUGGUCAUCCUAAACGCUGAACUCGGAGACUCAGGAGAGUACUUCCUGGAUGCUGGAGACGACAAUAUCAGCUUCCAGGUUACGGUACAAGAGCCUCCAGUGACAAUUUUGGGCAACUCAAAUGACCCUGACUCCCAGGAGAUGGUGGCAGGGGACGACCUGAUCCUGGCCUGUGAAGUGUCCCGUGCCAACGCCCCCGUUCAGUGGUACUGCAAUGACAAGCUGCUCACCAGUGACCCCCGGACCUACAUUGAGAGCUCCGGCACGCUGAGGAAAAUGAUCAUCUCAAAUGUCCAGGCCUCAGAUUCUGGGAAGUACGUGUGUGAUGCUGCGGACGAGAAGAUGAUCAGCGUUGUCAGGAUUCAAGAGCCCGCAGUAACGUUCGUAAACAAGGAGGAUGACAUUGUCGUGACAGGGUAUGAAGCAGAGAGCGUAACAUUGACGAGCUACGUGUCCAAGGAAAGCGCUCUUGUGCGUUGGAUGAAAGACUGGACGCCUGUGGAAGGCGAACGUUCCCGAGCACUCACGGAGGGCCAUAAACGCACCCUUACCAUCGAGCCUUUGAGGCGCUCUGAUGCUGGAGAGUACACCUGCGAUGCCAACACGGACCAGAUCCACUUCAGCUUGCUGGUGAAAGAAAUGAGAAUCAAGUUUGUGAGGCCACUCCGAGACACGGUGGCUCACGCUGACGGUAUGGUGACCCUUCACUGUGAGGUUUGCAAGCCUAAAGCAGACGUCCAGUGGCUGAGGAAUGGCGUGGAGUUGGUGGCGAGCAGGAGGAUCACCAUUCGGGCGGACGGUCUGGAGCGAAGCUUGACCCUCCACCGUUUAACCAGAGAGGAUGCUGGGGAGUACGUCUGUGAGUCCAGAGAUGACCGGACCGUGGCGGCGCUGAGAGUAGAGUUGCCUCGGGUGGUGGAGUUCCUCACAGAGCUCCACAACACCACUGUGCUUGAAGGAGAAGACGCCACCUUCAAGUGUGUGGUUUCCCCUGAGGAUGUCCAGCUGGUCUGGCUCAUGGACAACGAGGCCAUCACUCUUGGUGAUCGUUUCUGGCCAAAUCAGAACGGCCUGUGCCACACUUUGGUUAUCAAGAAAUGCCAGAUGUUGGACUGUUCGAAGAUUACGGCAGAGGCCGAGGGACAGAUCAGCAAAGCCAGCCUCAAAGUUCAGGAGGCUCAGGUCAUGUUUACUAAGAAAAUGGAGGCCGUCAUGGCGGAAGAGUUUGGCGACGCCACCCUGGAGACAGAGAUCGGCCUUGAGAUGGGAGAGGUCCAGUGGAUGAGGCAAGGGGUGGUCAUCCAGCCCGGUCCCCGACACACGCUGGCCCAGAACGGCUGUAAACGCAGUCUGAUCAUCCAAAACCUGACUCUGUCAGACCGGGGAACCUAUCGCUGCGAGACUCUGCACGACCGGACGCAGGUCAAGCUCAAUGUAGAACCUCGUAAAAUCUCCAUCCGUAAAGGCCUGACUGACCAAGAAACCGUUGAACGUGAGACCGCCUCCUUCGAGGUGGAGCUCUCCCACACGGAUGUGGAGGGAAUCUGGCAGAAGGACGGCAUCCGGGUGAAACCGAACAACCAGUGGCGGGUGAGCACCAACGGGCUGGUCCACGGCCUCACCCUGUCCAACCUCACCCUCGAGGACACGGGCACCAUCGUCUUCUCCGCUGAAGGGGUGCGCACCGCUGCCAGGCUCACUGUCAAAGAGACUCCGGUGUCUAUCCUGAGGACGCUAGCCGACGUCCGUGUGGAGGAGGAAUUUCCAACCACUCUGGAGUGUGAAUUCUCCAGACAGAACAUCGAAGUCAAAUGGCAAAAGAACGGGACGGAGCUGAAGCCGGGGCAGAACUGUCGGAUCUACUCCAUGGGCCGCAAGCGGUUCUGUCAGAUCAUGCAGUGCUGCCGGGCGGACUCUGGUACCUACACAUGUGACACAGGGGAUAUCAACACUUCCUGUUCACUGGAGGUUUAUGAGCAUAAAUUGGAGAUAGUGCACAACCUGGAGGACCUUUACAUUCAGGAGGACCAGAACGCCGUCUUCAUGUGUGAGGUUUCUCUGGAGAACGUUCCUGGGGAGUGGUACAAAGACGGCCACAAGAUCCGGCCCACUGGCGCCAUCAAGAUCCGCACUGAAGGGACCAAACACUUCCUACUGAUGUGUAACGUCGAUGCUGAGGAUGCUGGGGAGAUCCGCUUUGUAGCCAAGGAUGUUGAAUCUACAGCUUCCUUAGAAAUAGAAGAACUCCCUGUUUCUAUUGUAAAACCCCUGCGAGAUCGGACAGCCCUGGAGAAACACCGCGUGAUCCUCGAAUGCACCGUUUCCACGCCUCGCUCCAGCGCCGUCUGGUACAAGGGCAGCGAGGAGCUGGUUCCCUCAGAUCGGGUGGAGAUCCUGGCCGACGGAUGCUCCCACAAACUGGUGAUCCAGCAGGUGGCUGUGGAGGAUGAGGACACCUACAGCAUCGAGAUCGGGGAGCACACAUCCAAAGCCAAACUGAUGGUGGAAGCCCAAGCUCUCGUCAUGGUCACAGAGCUCGAGGACGUGGAGGUAACCGAGCCUGAGCCUGCAUCCUUCCAGUGCGAGGUGUCCGUCGCCAUAAACAGGCCCCCUCUUUGGACUCUGAACGGGGAGACCCUUCAGCACGGCCCCUCUGUCCACCUGGAAAACCACGGGACGGUCCACAAACUCACUCUGAAACACACCAGCGCCGACAUGAGCGGGGUGGUGAAGUUCACCACAGGCAAGGCCAAGAGCAGUGCCACGCUCAGCGUCACGGAGACUUAGAGGAAGAGAGAGAAAGUGAGUCUGAGACAAAGAAAGAAACUGAAACUUUUCAACAUCCAUUUGUCAUGUUUGGAUAACCUGCAUUAGCCCUGUUCUGAUUUUCUUUCAAAUUGAGGGGAUUCAGUGACGCCAAGUUAUUCCUUUUUUUACUGUGUAGUCUAUAUUUAUUUGCCUGAUUUCUAAUUGACUUUAUAUUCUUGUAUUCUGAUGAAAAUUACCCAAAAUAAAACAAUAAUUAUAUGGUAUCAACUACAUGUCAUUUAUGUUCUCUGAAUAGACACAAACUAUUUGGUAACAUCAAACAUAUCAAUGCUAAAUAAACUGUGAUAUUUUUGCAUUAUAAUGUAACGUUAAAAUUGCAUUCAGCUGCAUUUGUUAAUUAUUAAAUUAUUGAGCUUCAACCACUCAUAAAUGCCAUAUCUAAAUAAUAAUAAUGUUUUACUAAUAUCUAAUUGGUAAAUAGAUAAGGGAGAGGAAAUAUGCCCCCCAAAAUUACUAAAAACUCAUUUAAUUUACGCUGUGUGAGCUAAGACGCACAAUAAGCUUAAUUCUCCUAAAAAAUAAUUAACC
This is a messenger RNA of Anarrhichthys ocellatus (wolf-eel), 7658 nucleotides long. RefSeq names its product obscurin like cytoskeletal adaptor 1a (gene obsl1a). Gene Ontology annotation, molecular function: protein binding. Bases 468 to 7088 code for a protein of 2206 amino acids. Lineage: Eukaryota; Metazoa; Chordata; Actinopteri; Perciformes; Anarhichadidae. The record is from RefSeq and is a predicted model, not a curated record. The transcript is spliced from 25 exons.